Molecule: messenger RNA, 595 nt
Organism: Vitis vinifera (wine grape)
Lineage: Eukaryota; Viridiplantae; Streptophyta; Magnoliopsida; Vitales; Vitaceae
Exons: 1
Coding region: 71-418 (115 amino acids)
Source: RefSeq, a predicted model, not a curated record
AUUAUUAGCCUUUAUCUUCAUUUAAGGGAGAAGAACAAAGCGAGAGAGGGCAACAGAAAGAAAGAAAGAGAUGGGAGCAGAAAGCGUAAUGAAGUUUGUGGUGGAGAAGCUGAAGGAGUUGCUGGUGUUACUAGAGAACUUUGGUGGGUAUUUGGUCGAUGAGGUGGACAAGGUGUUUCCACCAGACUCCAGGGGAGAAAAGCUGCGUCAUUGGAUACAAGUAGGGGCACCUUUUCUCAUACUGGGUUUAGUCCUUGUCGUCUUCUACUAUUGUUGCUGUGGCUGCUGCCGUGGGAGGAGGGGGGUUAAGAUGAUGAAAGCUCCUGGUAGAGAUUAUAGGAUGGCUAGGCCUCCUUUCGAGAGUAACCCCAGAGGCUAUUUCCGCGGCCUUCGCGCUGACCGAAUACAUGUUCGCUAGGCCUUCUCUCUUUCUAUAUAUGUCUGGAAUCUGGAUGGGAUAGGCCCACAGGGGUUUUCAUUGGAAUGGUAGAAUUAAUGGUUUCAGCUUUCAGUCCUUCCAUCCAUAUAUUUUUAUGCGUCUUUGUAAUACAUAUAUGUUUUCUUUAAUUUAUGUGUUUCCUCUGAUUUUUAUUUC